Messenger RNA from Neofelis nebulosa (Clouded leopard), 7118 nucleotides. It is a transcript of the gene BCLAF3, whose product is annotated as BCLAF1 and THRAP3 family member 3. The transcript is spliced from 13 exons. Gene Ontology annotation, cellular component: mediator complex. Gene Ontology annotation, molecular function: DNA binding; transcription coregulator activity. Lineage: Eukaryota; Metazoa; Chordata; Mammalia; Carnivora; Felidae. Bases 2374 to 4626 code for a protein of 750 amino acids. The record is from RefSeq and is a predicted model, not a curated record. Gene Ontology annotation, biological process: positive regulation of transcription by RNA polymerase II.
CCCACCGCCUUGGGCCCAAUGGACUGGUGCCUUCUCAGGUGUGGAGACCCUGGCACCUGCUGCCGUGGUCCUGAUCCUCUCCUGUCGUCCGGCAGGCUGCGGCCCUGGCGGUUCGGAGCAACUGUCAUGGGGACCGGGGGUUGGUGUCCAGGGACCGUGCCCUUGUCCCUGAGGCGGACCGGGGCGCGUAGCCUGCGGGACCUGAGCCGAGGAGACCCUGCUUUGUCCUCCAGAGGCUCUCCAGCCGCGCAGCGGCAUCUUCUUCUGGUAACGUCCAGAAUGAGUCGUGAAGGAUGCUCUUUGUCCUGCGUUGCAAAGUAAAACUUGUGUUUUUUAGAAACGUUAUCUUGAAAAUUGGCGCAUCUCCUGUGCUUUUCUAAGGUGUAUUAGGAAACUGGGCCAGUCACUGUCAGGAUUUUCGUAUCGGCAAGUCAGGAGGAAAAGAAAUGGGAGAGAAACUUAUUCUCCCAAAUAUUUUCCUGCCGAGUCGCUUCUCUAGCUGCCCUCUAGAUGAUUGCUUCUUUUUUUUCUGAAACAAAGUAAAAACUACAGGUAGAAAUCACUAAGGUCUGUCUGACGUCUGACCCAGCAACAUUUUAAACAUUUUUUCUGAAUGAGAACUGGUAUGAAUGAAAGACUGGAAUUGAAAAGGAAACGUUUUGGUGGGGAUUCACAAUGAGUGCGUUAUUUUUCAAUGGUAUUUUAAUGCUUAUGUUAAUAAUGCUUUAUUUUUAAAUAGUAUUCUUAAAAAUAGCUACAAAAAAAUGUUUUUUUGAAAGUCCCUGUUGUCGUUUCAGAGCCCCUCCUUUAAAAGCCUUACUAGAAAUACUUAUGUAUAGAAACGUUUAGUGACAUUUGUUUAUUUACAAAAUUUCUAAAAGAUGCAAAAGCAUGAUGAAGAAGAUAACAGUUUCAUCAUUCCAAGUAACCAUUAUGAGUAUGGUUACACUGUGUAUACAUCUCCAUUAUCUUUCUAUGCAGAGAUGAGUGUAUGGAUUUUUCUAAAGUGGAUUCUCUAUUGUAACCUUCCCCCCCCCCCCGACUUCAUAGCAUGCCAUUACAUGGCUGUCAUAAUUUAUUUAGUUGGUUGUUCCAUUUUACACUACUUAAAAACAUUGUUGAAGAAAUGUAAAAUCUGCACAACCAUGAUUACUUCUUAGUGUACAUUCCUAGAUGAUAGAAUUGUUGGGUUUGUCUUUUUAAAAAUGUAAAUUACUCGGUUUCCCUCUGGAAAGGAUGUGCGAUUUUCCCUCCCACUAACAAUCUGUGAGUAUCUUUUUCUACACCCUAGCAAAAGACAACAUUUAAAGGAUUUCUACUGGCUCACUUUGGGGCCAUUUUUGUUCUUCUCUCCAACCGAGUACAAGUAUCAUUCUCUAGCUAUCCUUUUUUUUUUCUUAUUUGUUUUAGCAAUUCAGUUUCUCAUCUUUUAUUCCACUUUUAACCGUCUAGUAAAGAAUGGUUAUGCAGGUGAGGCAAAGGCAUCAUAGAGUGAACAAGAGAUUUGUACUCAGGACUUCCUUAAAUAUGAGUGUCUCUGAUUACCUUGCACAAACCACUUACCUUUUCUAAGGGACUGUUUCCUCAACUCUAAAAGUAGAUAUUAUAGCGCAUUUGCCUUGUGUUUCUUACAGGGUGGUUUUAAGGGUCAAAUGAGACAUUUAUGGAAAGUACGUUUAAACAUACUCUGUCUUGUGGCCAAUUAUUGCCAUCUUGUAAAAAUUUCAGAGCACAAGAGCUUCUUGAUUUUUUAAAGUAAAUUUCUGAAUUCAGAAAAGCCAUUCUGUGAUACCAUUUGCCCCACUCUCUUUCACUUCUUAAAUUCGAAGUUUUAGAUUUCUGUCCUAGAUUAUAUUCAGAAUGCUAUCAGAGUUAUGAAAUUAGGUGAAUGAAUGAAUCUACACAAAUGUUGAAGGAGCAAAUAUUUAAAGGCACUAUAUAUAAAAUUGAGGGGGAAAAUAUAAAGCUAAAUAAAACACAAUCCUUGGGAUCAUGAUAAAUAAAACAUAGUCUUUGUGCCCUACAGGCUACAGAAAGAAUGUCCAGGCAGCUAGAAGGUGGAAAAGCUGCUUUCCAAAUUUAGAUGGCAAUUUUAGAUGUGAUGCAGGAUGUCAACUAUUCUCAAGCAUGCUAAAAGUCCAUUUCUGCUGACCGAGCAUCUGCACAAAUGACCAGGCACUCUUGUAAGGGUCAUCUUUCUGAAGAAUAAAUCUGGAAUUUCCAAGAAGGAAACUCAGGGGGAAAAUAACAAAGUCAAGGAAAGAAUCCCAGGGGAGAUGCUGGUCAAACAGUCCUGAAAGAAGAUUUGUCAAGUGGAGUGAAGGAAGACCAUCUGUGUGUGUAAAAAGUAAACAGUGGCUCACAUGUCAGAGGAUGGCACGGUCACGCUCUAGAUCCCCCAGGUGGAAACACAGGUCAUUAUCACCAGUACCUAGAAAUUCUGAACACUACAAGCAAAGGUACUCUCAUGGGCAUUAUGGCUGUGAAUAUAGGAAGGAUCCAAAGAGACCCACCACUUGGCGAAUGGACAGUGAGAAACAUGGACAGAGUAAACCAAGGAUUCCUUCUCGUGGAAAUAUACAUUACCGAUCUUAUGAACAUAGAUCACCUUCCCCAAACAUAAGAAGAACCUCUUCAGAAAAUGUUUAUACUUUUAAGCCUUACCGAGAAUACUUACCAGGAAGAAGAGAUGGUAACAGAGGAUUGCACUAUAUGCCCCAAUACUCAGAAGGUGUACCUUACAAAGAGAACCAGAGGAAUUUUUAUCCCCAGAAAGUACAAGGAAGGUAUAUUCCUGAUGAUCACAGAGUUAGAGGAAGUGGAAAAGGAGGGAAGCCACCUCAGAGGUCAAUAGCAGAUUCUUUUAGGUUCGAAGGAAAGUGGUAUGAAGAUGAGUUGAGGCACCAGAGGAUACAAGAUGAAAACCAUUCUCAGUCACUUAGAAGAGGCUCUGAAGACUUUGAGAAAAGGAGCUCUUUUCAGAAGAGGUAUCCUGAGGAUCGUGAUUUCAGAAAAUAUGGACACACAUCAAAAAGACCUAACGACGUGGAGAGGUACGAAAACAGAGAUCCUGCCAGGAACCCACAGUGGAAGUUUGAGCAUUCUCUUCCAUCUUACCAAGGGAAGAAAGAGCAACGGAACCUUGGGCCCCAAACUCAUCGACAUGCUCAGAGGGAACCCCCAGAGACCAGUUCGGCAACCAGGGUAUCCUGUGACUAUCGCCACAAACGUCCUAAGACGUCAGGUGGGGACCAGGACUUUUCUGCUGGAAGAAUUCCGAAGUACUCUAAGGAAGAAGAGAGAAAAUACAGUUCUCAAAAAGGCCCCGUAAAUAGACAGUCCAUUUGUCUUACUGCUGGAAGAGGGAGAGAGACUGAAGGUGGGCAAGUCCAAGAACCUCUCACACCAUCUAAGAAAGACUGCACUGCCUCUACUCGCUCGCGCGAAAGUGACAUUGGCCUGAGACCCUACAAUGACAAACGGAAGGAGAAAAUAAAGAAAGAUGGGGAUGGCGGAAAAGAGAGCAACUCUUCCAGUAACCAACUCGAUAAAAGUAACAAACUUUCCAAUGUGAAACCUUCAUCUGCCAGUCUUAGGAAGAAAUCACUUACUGUUAAAGUAGAUGUGAAGAAAACAGUAAAUACAUCCAGGGUUGCUUCUAGCUAUUCCACAGAGAGACAGAUGUCACAUGAUUUGGUUGCUGUUGGCAGGAAAAGUGAGAACUUUCAUCCAGUGUUUGAACAUCUUGACUCAACUCAGAAUACUGAAAACAAACCUACAGGAGAAUUUGCUCAGGAAAUCAUAACUAUAAUCCAUCAAGUUAAAGCAAAUUAUUUUCCAUCACCUGACAUUACUCUACAUGAGCGUUUUUCAAAAAUGCGAGAUACACACGCUGCAGAUGUAAAUGAAGUUAAAUCGAAUUCAGAUCCAGAAAUUCACAGGAGAAUAGAUAUGUCUUUGGCUGAGCUUCAGAAUAAACAAACAAUGGUAUAUGAAUCAGAACAGACUCUGGUCAAAAUAAUAGACCCAAAUGACCUACGACAUGACAUUGAAAGAAGGAGAAAAGAACGGUUACAGAAUGAAGAUGAGCACAUUUUUCACAUAGCUAGUGCUGCAGAGAGGAAUGAUGAGCAUUCCAGUUUUUCAGGGUUGAAGAAUAUUCAUGUUGAUGAAUUCCAAAAACCUAUAGGUUUUACAAAAUCAAAUUUUAGAAAAUUUAUUCAGAAACCGCACAUGAAUUAUACCAUGCAGGAAAAAGACGUCAUUACUCACAAACCCUUUGGAGCUGAGGGAAACCGUCAAAACACAACAAGCUUUAGAAGACCAUUUAAGACCAACUUUAGAGGUGGCAGAUUCCAGUCCCAUUAUAAAUCAGGCCUAGUACAGAAGAGCUUAUACAUUCAAGCUAAAUAUCAGCGUUUACGAUUUGCUGGCCCAAGGGGAUUUAUCACUAAUAAAUUCAGAGAAAAAUUACUGAGGAAAAAAAAGAUGGCAGCCUGGCUGUUGACGGGGAAGCAAGUCAUUGAUUUCCACUCAAGGAGGAAGGUUGAGGCAAGCCUUUUCCUCAGUUGCAAGGUUGGGAUUCGGGCACAUGUUGUGUGUUCUUUUCUGUUGGCUCUCUGUUAGCUUCCUCUGACUCCAUUUUUACCUCUAGUUUUUAGAUAACUCGGGACUCCUGAGGGCUUGACCAUCUGCCUCAGCCUGCAGUUUCUAUGUGCUCAUUGAACUUGUGCUGUUUAGUCAUUCUUUUCUUAGCCUCACCGUGCCAGCUUCCUAUUGACCACCCAGUUCUUCCAGACCACAUCGACCACCAGUCUCACUUAACAGCAAAUAGAAACCAGACAUCAAGCCUUCAUCUGAGGACCUAAGAAAUGUGUCCUAGAGGAGGCCACAAGCUGCUAUGAGUCUCUAGUCUUUAGGGGCUAGGCGUUUUACAUCCUCUAAAAUGUAGCAGUUACAGGUAACAUCCGGUGCAGGUCUAGCCUGCCCUCCUUUGUCUUUCACUGCCAUCUGAGGGCUUUAGAAGUAGUCCCAACACACUGCAUUUUGUGACAUUCACCGUCUACAGCUCUUUUUCUUACGCCUGUCCUUCUGGAUGCUACUUUGUCUUUGUAGUGUAGCUUUGACAUGGGCUUUUACAUUCUGGCUACUGUCAGUACCUAUAAGCAAGGCAUAAACAGGCUGUUUUGUCGAUUUGUGUUUGAACAGCCCAGCUCUCCAAGUAUGGCAUGAAAUGAGGUACAUGCCAUACGAUUAGCAUCCUACUUAACAAUUGAGUUCCACAUUCUCCUACCCUUUAGGAUAAGGAAUGAGGCAUUGCACCUUCUCUGUUUCUGCCACGGUCUGAACUAAGGGACUUAAGGCUUACCUGGCCUUUGGGCUGUCCCAGUAGUAUGGUGCUGCUCUGAAACCCCACUCCAUGUAUGUAAACUGAUGACUUAGACCUAUUACUUCAUUUUCCCUCAACCUUUAUGCCCUGAAGAAAAGAGGUGUGAAGGCUUGGAGUCUUUUUUUUUUUUUUUUUCCAGUCUUGCUUGCUUCCGCUUUCCCUUCGAUUAGGGCCACUUUUGCUCAAAUGGAGUUACUGAGUGUGAGGUGCCACUUAUAUCACUUUUCAUCUCAAGCUUCUGCUUCGGAGGGAGCUUUGAAGGUCCUGUCCUGGAAAGAAGCCAUAGUCUGGGCACCAUCUGUACACUGCUUUUUUUUGCUUUUUGCCCUAAAAGAGAAUUCAUUCUUUUUAUUGUUAUUAGAUCACCACCUAGAUGAAUUAAAGAUUCAUCACCAGUUAAUUAAUCUAGGUGCCCUGGGGCUGCUCUAGCCUGAAACCAGAUCUGAACCUACACACCCAUACAUGCCUGACAGUCCACCAGGAAGGUUCAGACUGACCUUGUCUGGACUGCUCCCUCCCUAGCCGUGGUGAAAUGCCUGGGCUGAUCAUUCAUGACUUGGAAGUCUUGUGGUGCUCAUCUGUAGUGCGGUCCAGUCACUGUGCCAUCAUUCACGUGCUUCCUCUCUCCAACACCAAACGGUCUCAGGAAGGAGUGGGGGAGAUCCUAGAUGUGCUCCUAAUAUUUCUUGUCCCACUUCACAAGACUGAUUGUGGCUCCCCAGCUGCCUACAAAGUAGCAGGAUUCCCAAGCAGUAUUAAGAAGUACAGAACUGAAAUGCUUCCUCCUAAUUUAUCUGGUGCUUAUCAUUAUUAAUCCCAUUCUGGCACCCACAUGGUCUUUUAUUGUGUCUCCUUUCUCUCAGAUUCUGUGCCUGGGCUAGACGAUGAUGGGGUGGGAGGAAUGUCUGUUACCACCUGGAGUAAGGCUGGUCUGUUCACAGCCAUUCACAAGUGCCCCCCUUUAAAGAUCCUCUGCUCAUCACAAAGUUUUCAGAAAUUCUUGGGGGAGUAGGACAAAGAACGUAGUAAAAAUUCAUGAAGCCACCUCUGAGAACAUUGCCUCUGAAAAAAUGCUAGCGGUUGAGUGUUUAGUCAGGGAGACCUGGACCUCUUUGGCAUCACAGAUUCUCUCGCAGUCCUCAGGGUGCCUGUCAGCGAGGUGCCUACCAGCACUCGGCCCGUGGAUAGGAAAGGGAGAAGGGAGAGAUUGUAAAGACACUGCAAGAAGGAAGUUAGAGACUGGGAUCUGUGGCUCUUGGGGUUGAAGAAACCCUUGAAAGUCACGGGGUACAAAGACAGAAUGGGAGCCAAGAUCAGGUAGAUCACCAAGAAUCCGUUCUACACCCACUGUGUCCCUGGACUUGAAGUGUGCCAUCAUCGCCCUCAGACAUUUGUGACCUCUGGAGCCUCCAGUUUCACUCUCUCUCUCUAUGACUUCUUUGUCUUAUUUGGUGGUUUCCCUUCUUCUAUGCAUCCUUAAAAAAAUAUGAGCAUUCUCUAGCAUUCUAUUCUUUCUUCUCUUUGUUUAUUCCUUCUACUUGCCUUGACUGUCCUCACCUCUUCCCAGGGUUCCAGCUGUUACCUCUGGUGAUGACUUUAUCCCUCAUCACUCUCUAGAGCCCCAGAAGUCCAGCUGCCUCCAAGGUGCCUCUUGAAGGUACCUCCAAUUCAGCAUGUUCAAAAUCAAACUUUCACUGGCACAAACUACAGCAUGGGUGACCCUUAAAAA